AUGGCGUCGCACAAGGAAAUUGUGUCCUCCUUUGUUGAGGGAGCUCCCCCUGGCGAGCUUUCAGACAUCAAGGCCCUUACUAGCUCGACCCCUAAUCUGCUGAACGAGCUUGGACCGGCGUUCCAAAAGUACAACGAGGAACAGUUCGCGACGGUGAAGCUCCCCGGUGGUAGCCAACCUGUUAUCAUUAGCUCCCAUAGUUCUCUGGAGGAUGGUCGUUACUACGACGUCGAGAGCUCCUCGAGCUUCGCCUACGACCACAUUACUCAGAAAGCCAGCGAUGUUCAGAGUCACGUCCUAGAAGGCGAACAGACCGACCUAGUGAAAUCCACGGUCAAGGGGCUUUCAGCCUACGUCAAGGAGCACUUUCCUAACGCCGCCUAUGGCGCGUACCCGAUAGAGAAUGACUCCAAAAUCGCGGUUGUUAUUGUCGCGAACAAGUACAGCCCGAACAACUUCUGGAACGGACGUUGGCGCUCGCUAUACAUCUACGACCCAUCCAACAACUCCAUUGAGGGCUCCAUCAAGGUCGACGUGCACUACUACGAGGACGGAAACGUGCGUUUGUUGACUAACAAGACAGUCACCGCGACCGUGUCGUCAGGCACCGGCAGCGGCAUUGCCAAGGAGAUCUCGGUGAACGAGAAGAAGUACCAGGAGGAGUUGAACAAGAGUUUCACAAGCCUCAGCGAGGGCGCUUUCAAGGGCUUGAGAAGACAGCUGCCGGUGACGAGACAGAAAAUCGAGUGGGACAAGGUCGCCAGCUAUCGCCUGGGACAGGAUAUCGGUGGUGGAAGCUCUAGGCGGUAA
This is a messenger RNA of Neurospora tetrasperma FGSC 2508, 810 nucleotides long. RefSeq lists its product as uncharacterized. The transcript has 5 exons. Gene Ontology annotation, molecular function: actin filament binding. Lineage: Eukaryota; Fungi; Ascomycota; Sordariomycetes; Sordariales; Sordariaceae. Gene Ontology annotation, biological process: barbed-end actin filament capping; actin cytoskeleton organization. Bases 1 to 810 code for a protein of 269 amino acids. Gene Ontology annotation, cellular component: F-actin capping protein complex; actin cortical patch. The record is from RefSeq and is a predicted model, not a curated record.